Molecule: messenger RNA, 1129 nt
Organism: Lolium rigidum
Lineage: Eukaryota; Viridiplantae; Streptophyta; Magnoliopsida; Poales; Poaceae
Exons: 4
Coding region: 1-690 (229 amino acids)
Source: RefSeq, a predicted model, not a curated record
AUGUCAGGGCUCUGUUCCUUCGUCUUCUUGCUCCAGGGGAAAACUUUGACCAGCUGUGCUGAUACGCUCUCCCUCCGGCAUCUUCAGUACCCGGUUCCGAAAAAUUACGCUGGAGGUUUUUUCUCUAUCGUGGUGAUCGGGAGGCCUAAUCCCCACUCGCCGCGGUUAUUCUUGGCCAGUCCCCAAUCUCUCCACGCUCUCCUCUCCUCCAGCUCCUCAGAUCCGGCGACCUCCGGCUCCUCGCCGCCGCCACGGAAAUUCGGCGCCUCCGCGCCCUUUAUCGACCCAUGGAGACCCGGGUUCACUUCCUUCGACGGCUGUCCCGAAUUUCAGGCGUCGCGCGUGGCCGGAGCUGAGGACGCGUUCCUCUCCGUCUCCCGGGAGAAAGGGGAACGGCGACCCACUGGCGCAGCUGCCGUCCGGAGAUCGCUGGUGGCGACGUACCCGGUAGUUCUGUGGGAGAGGAGCAGGCGGAGGCCGGCCAUGGUGUCCUGCGUUGGCCGCGGAGGCAGGGGAAUCGCCAACGAGGCGUACAUCAGGUAUUACGAGGCGGCGCCGAAGACGGCAUUGGAGGCGGCGGCAAGCGAUCUUACCGAGCUCCAGACCAUGGGCCUCGUCUCCGACGACGGGGCAAGGAUAAGAUUCUCUUGGAUUUUAUUGUCGAGUUCCUUUACAAGUUCCCUUCAGUAGUCAUGCUAACUUGGCAGUGGCCGCUGUGGUUGGUACCAAUUGGUCUUUGUUCUUUGUAGCACUCUUGGAAAAGCAUAUCGCUGUUGCAGAUUGUGCCUUCUCGGUGAUCUUGUUGCCUUCUUGGCAUGGAAGAAACAAGGAUAUAUAUAUACCACUGUAUUUGACCUAGUGCCUGUUGUGUGGCUUCCUCUCUGAACAUCAAAUGAAGCGACAUAAAGUUGGCAUCGACGACAUUAUAUAGCUUCUUUUGUCAAAGAUUAUCAUGUCUCAUGCAUGAGCUAUAAUUAUCCCUUAUUUGAAUUGUGUAUACACUAGGCUUCACAUGUAAUUAUUGGGUCUACGCAAAUAUUAUGUGUAUUCCUUUCUUACUAAAUCUCUCAUACACUAGGCUGUCGUGAGUUGCUAGAUUUUGAAUGCACAGCAGGAUUAUGACUUUACA